UGUAUUUACAAAGGUCCAGCCUUUUGAAAAUGCAUUGGGAAACCGUCCAUUAGUUACAACGUUCGACACUGUUUCGUCUUGAUGGUCGAUAUUUUGGAUUACCUGUAGUAAUGGCCGUUAACAGUGUGCUGUUAUGAAUCAAACGCUAGAAAUCAUAAUUUGUGCUUUGCUUGCAGAACAUUCACUUGUAUCACAAUUUCAAUGUUAUAUUUCUCAAUCUUUAGAAUAGGAACCAAAUCUUAUUUUAGGCGGAUUCUUAUUUUUACACUACAGUCAUGUUUGCAAAAUAGAUUUCAAAAGAUCAAAGUUGUGAUUGUUAAACCUUGUAAUUGGCCGGCCUAAGAGUAAUUGCAUUUUAAACAGCAUUUUUUCCUAGCUGAGGGCUCUAUCAGUCACACAUUAAUUAGUUGAUUGAUUGAUUGACAAAUGUAAUAUUACCAUAUAAAACAAAGGAAAUAUUUAACCUCGUAUUAUUGAGCGAGUCUGUCAAUCCUGUAUGUAUUUGCAUUGCAGUCGAGCUCUGGACAUAUUUAAGUUCUGCUUUUCAAUACUGACAGACUGCAUUCUCAUUCACUUUUAAUGUGAAGUGCUUCCACACAACUGAUGCUUUUGCUCUUUAAUUGGAUCCUCAUCUGCUAUGCACUUUCUUCCUUCCUUGAAAUUGCUGAAUAAUCUAGAAAUAGAAAUUUUUAUCGAUUGCUUGUUUAUAUGCAUUUAUCCCGCAUUUAUUAACAGUAAGAAGACAAUAGCUGAAGGACGCCGAAUACCAACUGAAAAGGCAGUGGAAAAUCCCACAUGCUGUGAAAUCCGAGACGUUUUGAGUGCUGCUGGAAUGAACGCUUUCGUUGAGGGUAAGAUGUACCCUCGAGAGUGGAACAGGGACACGCAGAUCAGGGGACGAGUGCGAGUCCAGAUCAAGAAAGAAGAUGGAACCCCCUUUGAUGAAAAAUUGUCAUCCCGGAAGAGCGUCAUGUUUUACGUGGCAGAGAAGAUCCCCAAGCUGAAGACACGGACGCAGAAGAGUGGUGGCGGUGACCAGAAUGCACAGCAAGGCGAGGGGGGCAAAAAGAGCAAGAAGAAGAAGAAAUAAUUCUGUGCCCCCCACCCCCAUCCAUACGUGAACAGUGUUUGUUGUAUCCCUGGCAGAUAACAGUUUAAGCACCUCCUCUGCUGGGAGUCGGGAGUAAUAAGCAGGCAGUGCAGCCAUUUAAUACACUAUGGCUGUAUAAGCGAAGGAGAUACUGCAAAUGGGAGCGACUCUGUGUUAGUGCCACAUAAUUAUGGUGGUUGCCCUUUUUUCAACGUGCUUUUUGCUUUUGAAUUCAGCAGUUGGAUUGUUUUACGUUGACACAAUCUUUUGAGUAGAUGUGUAAUGAAAAUAAAGAUUGCCUUCAUUGGCUUAUAUGCUCCCAGUA
Brienomyrus brachyistius is the source of this 1415-nucleotide messenger RNA. It is a transcript of the gene srp19, whose product is annotated as signal recognition particle 19. Lineage: Eukaryota; Metazoa; Chordata; Actinopteri; Osteoglossiformes; Mormyridae. The record is from RefSeq and is a predicted model, not a curated record. Gene Ontology annotation, molecular function: 7S RNA binding. The transcript has 5 exons. Gene Ontology annotation, cellular component: signal recognition particle, endoplasmic reticulum targeting. Gene Ontology annotation, biological process: SRP-dependent cotranslational protein targeting to membrane, signal sequence recognition; SRP-dependent cotranslational protein targeting to membrane. Bases 638 to 1090 code for a protein of 150 amino acids.